GUCAGUGUCAAACUCAAAAGUGUUUGUGUAGGAUAUUUUCGUAAAAUAUCGACAUAAAGUAAUAAAAUACAAUGGCAUAUUUAACUCAACCAGAUUAUGUUAAAUAUAUAUGUUCUUGUGGGCAAUUAAAACCUAUAACAAGCUUGUAUUUCUGCCGGCAUUGCUUAAAAAUCCGAUGCGGUUUUUGCAUCUGUCAUGAGGUGGACUCACAUUACUGUGCAAACUGUCUGGAAAACAUGCCAUCUUCCGAAGCCAGGCUGAAAAAAAAUCGUUGCACUAGCUGCUUUGACUGUCCCAGUUGUUUCCACACUCUGUCUAUAAGGGCGACAUUAGUUCAGCCCCGACAGGCCUCUACGGAGGCCAGUGGAGAUGCUAAAGUUGAAAAUAAGCAGGCAAAGAAGAUGUAUUAUCUGUCAUGCUUUAAUUGCCGCUGGACGUCGAGGGACGUCGGCAUUCCUGAUCAGCCUGUUGCAUCUGGAGGUUGGCCGGAAAGGACAAACCCAUUCACAACACGCAUGAACCAACUCCUGGAAUACUAUAAGGCUAUAGCGUUACAGGAGAAGCAAGAAAAACUAGAGAGGGAGAGAAAGAAGUUUGCGAUUAGAGGAAAAUAUAUCACUCUCACUGAUAAAACAGGUCUGACUGGCGCCAUGGCUCGCAACAUAGCAGGUCUGCCUUCGACUGAUGGUGGCUCGUCGUCUGCUAUCGCCAACUUCGUCGCCAGCCAGGCCAGCGAGGAGGUGGAGGAGCUCCCUGAGGAUGUAUACACCAAGGAGGUUAAUUUGAAACAGAUAACGAGCAUGGCGCAGCGGCUGGCGUCGCCGGAGUGGCAGCCGGCGGAGGUGUCGCGCCUGCACCCGCUCGCCAAGCUGCUCAGCGUCAAGCGCAGCCAGCGCUGCCGGGCCUGCGACCACAACCUCACCAAGCCAGAGUACAACCCCGGCUCCAUCAAGUUUAAGAUCGAACUGCUGGCCUAUUACCACGUGCCAGAGGUGAAGAUAAUCUCACACGAGUCGAUGAAGCCCGGCGAGAAGGCGGCGCUGCUGGUGAAGCUGACGAACCCAACUGGCCACGAGAUGACCAUCAAGCUUCUGCAACCGGAGGACGUGCCCAUAGUCGAGGAGGAAGAGCAGAAGAGCAUCGAAAAAUCAUUAGAGAAGAGCUUGAAUUUGGAGAAGGAUUCGUACUCGUGGCGCGCCAUCUGCCGGCCGGCGUCGUACUCCGCGCUGUGCCGCGUGCGGGAAGUGACGCGCGACUUCACACUCGCGCAACGAGACGAUGCGGCUGAGUAUGACGAUGACGCAAGACAUGACGCCGACGACGUAAUCGUAUGGCGCAAGUCGAACAAGCUAGCGCUACGGCUGGAGGUGGAAACGGAGGCGUCGGCCGCCAGCGGAGCCCCGGCCCGCGCCGCGCUGGCGCUGCAGUACUCCUACCGCAACACCGUGCCGCCCGCCGGCAACCAGCCCCACCAGCGGAACCACACGCUCUACACCACCGUGCUGCUCGACCUCGGACACGUCAUAUAAACACCUAACUUCGUUUGGGGUAAAUGCACUGAAAUUACCCCAAUUUGGGGUAAAGUUACAUCAAUUGUUAAAGGCAACUUUUCUAUCUGCCAAUGUCAAUAAAAAUCUUCGAUAGAAUCCCAAGGAUAAAUCAAUCAAAAUAAGUCAUUUGUAAGCAUGUCAAGAAGUCCUUUGAAGUUUAGACCUUCAACACAAGACUUUUAGAAUAAGGCUCGAAUUAUAUGUGACUGUUGAUAUUAAUAAAAAAACAUGAAUAGCUCUCUAUCUUCUUAUAUAGAGAACUAAUUUACUGUAACUACAUGCUUCAAAAUAUUAACCAACGAAUCAGCCAGCACUCAAAUUAUCAUACAUGAUUAUAAUCAUCGCAAAUGUACAUUCAAUACUUUAUAAAUAAUAUUAAAGUUGCUUUUCGACUGAAAAAUAUAUUCAAUAACAUUAGGUUAGUGGAUAUUAAAUUUUGUUGGUAAGCAACACCUUUUUUUUAUUCCCGAAAGUGCGUCGAUGAACUCCCGGAACUGUUAUGAGAUUAUAACAACUCAGAGAGAGGAGGGCAGUGCUAUGCAGUAUAGAAAAACUUAAUAUUUUUUGUACUAGGCAGUGGCUCAACUGUGCCCGUGCUAUUGGCGACAUCCAUCAGGUGAGCCGUUGGCUAAUUUACCUUUGGUGGCAAUAAAAAAACAAAGUUCUCAUAUUGCUACUGUUAUUGGCAAGUAUUUAUCAGGAGAGAAAUAUGCAAGUUCCGACCUUCAGUUAUAUAAAAAUAUAUAAACAGAAUAAAAGAGUGUCUAGGAUACAGCGCACUGGUUUCAAUGGUUAGGAAGGUUAAGAGGCAUUGGUUUAUGAACCUGAGUUUUCAUAAUUGUCUCAUUUAUGAUAUAAUAAUGCUAGUGGGGUUAUGAACUCCUAAGUAACCAGGUACAGCUACAUUAUUGCAUUCAACUUAAUUACUUUAUGCAGCUAUUAAAAAUAUUAUGGAUUAGGACCAAUGCUUUUUAAUGAAGAAUAAGUACUAAAUAACUUUACUAUGUCAAAUGAAAUUAAAAAAGAAAUUUCCUUAACGAGUCUAUCGUUUAACUAUUUAUUAUUAGUUUAUUAAUUUAGUAUUAAGUGAAAUUUCUUAUUAAUAUUUUUAAGUUAAAUGAUAAUUAAGAAUUAUGUAAAAAUAUUUCGCUUAUUUAUUCUUAUGUAUAUUAGGCUUGCUUCCAUUACAGAAUGAUAUAAAUAAAAAGAUGUGUCUACUGUCUAGGCACAAUCAUAUUUUCUGUCUGUGUCCUAAAGUGAGGUUUAGUCAACCAAGAAAACUUUCAGAAUUCCACUUUCGCAAUUUUAAUAGGAUUUAUUAUUUGUGAUUAGGCUAUAUACUGAUCAUGCGCUUAUAAACGUAACUUUUGCACGUUUUAGAAUAUUAUGCUAACCAGCAAGUAUUAUGUUUACAGUUAAAGAUGUUUAGUCAAAUAAAUUUAUUUUUCAGCAUUA
Molecule: messenger RNA, 3005 nt
Organism: Manduca sexta (tobacco hornworm)
Lineage: Eukaryota; Metazoa; Arthropoda; Insecta; Lepidoptera; Sphingidae
Gene: DCTN4-p62
Product: dynactin subunit 4
Exons: 8
Coding region: 72-1529 (485 amino acids)
Cellular component (GO): dynactin complex
Source: RefSeq, a predicted model, not a curated record